GUGCGUGAGCGUGCGUGAGCGUGCGUGGGCGCGUCGGCCGGCGAGGGAGCAGCAAACGGCCGGCGGCGGGCGCCGCGCAGGGGGCGGGCGGCGCGGAGUAGGCGGCGGCGGCCAUGGCCGAGGCGUCGCCGCAGCCCGGACGGUACUUCUGCCACUGCUGCUCCGUGGAGAUCGUCCCGCGCCUGCCGGAUUAUACCUGCCCAAGAUGCGAGUCUGGUUUCAUCGAGGAGCUUCCAGAAGAGACCAGGAGCACAGAAAAUGGUUCUGCCCCCUCCGCAGCCCCCACGGACCAGAGCCGGCCGCCACUGGAGAACGUGGACCAGCACCUGUUCACGCUGCCUCAGGGCUACGGACAGUUUGCUUUCGGCAUCUUUGACGACAGCUUCGAGAUCCCCACGUUCCCUCCCGGGGCGCAGGCUGACGACGGCAGGGACCCUGAGAGCCGGCGGGAGCGAGAGCACCAGUCCCGGCACCGGUACGGCGCCCGGCAGCCCCGCGCCCGCCUCACCACGCGGCGGGCCACCGGCCGACACGAAGGCGUCCCCACGCUGGAAGGGAUCAUCCAGCAGCUCGUUAACGGCAUCAUCACGCCCGCCACCAUCCCCAGCCUAGGUCCUUGGGGAGUUCUGCACUCAAACCCUAUGGACUACGCCUGGGGGGCCAACGGCCUGGACGCCAUCAUCACACAGCUCCUCAAUCAGUUUGAAAACACGGGCCCCCCACCGGCAGACAAAGAGAAAAUCCAGGCCCUCCCCACCGUCCCCGUCACCGAGGAGCACGUAGGCUCUGGGCUCGAGUGCCCCGUGUGCAAGGACGACUAUUCGCUGGGCGAGCGCGUGCGGCAGCUGCCCUGCAACCACCUGUUCCACGACGGCUGCAUCGUGCCCUGGCUGGAGCAGCACGACAGCUGCCCCGUCUGCCGAAAGAGCCUCACGGGACAGAACACGGCCACGAACCCCCCGGGCCUGACUGGGGUGAGCUUCUCCUCGUCGUCCUCCUCCUCCUCCUCCAGCUCGCCCAGCAACGAGAACGCCACAAGUAACUCCUGAGCCCGCGCCGGCCGGCACCCACCCCUGCCCACGGCGCCCGAGGCUGCGGCGAAGUGCGGGGCCUCUCCCCCAAACCCUCAGCCGGUGCCGCGUGGCACCCGCAGACCGGGUGCCCCCGCGGUGCCGCUCUCGGCUGGUCAGCACUGCGGCCCGGCCUGUUCCAGGGCAAGACCCGGGCCCGGCCCACCGGCCCCCUGGCUUGGGAAGGCGUGGCCACACGGCCCCUCUGGGGCACCCCAGCCUCCCUGUCCUGUCUAACCUCACCCUUUAAACGUUCAGCGGCGGAAAGAUUUUUAUAAUUUUAAAUUAUUACUGCUUUGAAAUAAAUGGACGUUUUAGCUCACAUGGCAGCCAUGCAUGAUCUGUGGCAAGACGGGGCCCAGCUGCUCCACCAGCGCUGUGAGCACCGCCAGGACAGCCGUGUGGGCCCCCAGCCUCCGCCUCGGCCGCCUCCACGACCCAGAGUUUGGGGGCUCGGGACCAUGAGGAUGACCAGCAAAAUUCAAGAACAAAACUGCUCCAGCAGACUUUUUUAAAGGAAAAAAUAUGUGUAUCUUGAAAGCUAUUUAAAAUACACCACUUACAAAGAGAA
Messenger RNA from Sapajus apella (tufted capuchin), 1641 nucleotides. It is a transcript of the gene RNF126, whose product is annotated as ring finger protein 126. Gene Ontology annotation, biological process: protein ubiquitination. Gene Ontology annotation, molecular function: ubiquitin protein ligase activity. The record is from RefSeq and is a predicted model, not a curated record. Bases 114 to 1049 code for a protein of 311 amino acids. NCBI's taxonomy places the organism in Eukaryota, Metazoa, Chordata, Mammalia, Primates, Cebidae. The transcript is spliced from 9 exons. Gene Ontology annotation, cellular component: cytoplasm.